AUGUCGGCUCUCUUCAAUUUCCAUUCUUUCCUCACGGUAGUUUUGUUAGGCAUCUGUGCCUGCACGUAUGUGAAGAUUCAGUUUCCGGCGCUUCUUGAACAGAGAACUGGGUUUCGAGGUGUCUUCUGGAAGGCUGCUAGAAUAGGGGGAAUAACAGCAAGAACAAAGAAUAAUAAUAAUAAUAACAGCAAGAAGAAGAAGAAUAAGAAAAUGGCAGCAUUCACAGGAACUCUUGAUAAGUGCAAGGCUUGCGACAAGACAGUUUAUUUCGUUGACUUGUUGUCGGCAGACGGAGCAACUUUCCACAAAUCAUGCUUCAAAUGUAGCCACUGCAAAGGGACCCUCGUCAUGAGCAACUACUCUUCCAUGGAUGGAGUUCUCUACUGCAAGCCUCACUUUGAGCAGCUUUUCAAAGAGUCUGGAAAUUUCAGCAAGAAUUUCCAAAAUGGAAAACCAGAGAGGGAAAAUUCGCUUGUAAGUUCCUUAUGUUUUAUGGCUUAA
Messenger RNA from Striga asiatica, 501 nucleotides. The record is from the annotation of a GenBank genome assembly. NCBI's taxonomy places the organism in Eukaryota, Viridiplantae, Streptophyta, Magnoliopsida, Lamiales, Orobanchaceae.